AGCAGUUUUAGAUGUUUGUUUAUUCUGACGAGUCUUAUCUAGGUGUGUCUUCAUUUAGGCAAGAUCCCAUUUAGUUGUAUGUUUACUCGUGUUUGGACCCGCAUCACCUCCAUUGGCCGCUCUGGUCACAUGGUUCGCUAACUUUAUUCAGUUGACACCAAGUAGGAGGGCUCUAUGGAGGAGAGGAAAAAAAGACAACUCGAGAAAAAUUAGUAUUUUCUACCUUCAGAAAUUAAUGGCCAUGAGUUCGUAUAUGGUGAACUCUAAGUAUGUGGAUCCCAAAUUUCCUCCCUGCGAGGAAUACUCGCAGAACAACUAUAUACCUGAGCAGGGCUCGGACUUCUAUAGCCCGGCGCAGGACGCGGACUUCCAGCACCCAGGGAUCCUCUAUCCGCGAUCAAACUACACAGAGCAGCCGUUCAACUGCAGCCCCGUGUCGGACUCCGCGGUGCAGCCCCGGGGUCAUCCCGGGCACACGGCCCACUUUGGGGCACAGACUGAGCAAGGGCCCCCAGUCCAAAACACCGGACCUCGGACUUGUGGGCUGCAGCAAAACGCAAAGAAUCAGAAUGGGAUCCAAGCCAAGCAACCUGCAGUAGUUUACCCUUGGAUGAAGAAAGUUCAUGUAACUACUGUGAACCCCGACUACACGGGAUCAGAGCCCAAACGCUCCAGAACCGCAUAUACUCGGCAGCAGGUCUUGGAGCUGGAGAAGGAGUUCCACUUUAAUCGCUAUUUGACCAGACGGCGGCGGAUCGAGAUUGCCCACACACUCUGUCUGUCCGAGAGACAGAUAAAAAUCUGGUUCCAGAACCGACGGAUGAAGUGGAAGAAGGACCACAAGCUUCCCAACACCAAAGGCAGAUCCGCGCCGGCCUCUGGCCAUUUGCAAAACCAUCAGAAGGACAACCAGACUGAUAUAACAGCGUUAUAAAGGACAUAGGAGGAGGUUUCAGGACACAUAUUUUGUACAUAAACAAAGACAAAAGCUGCAUUUCGACUUUUGCAUGGACUGGUGUCGUUUGUGCAUUUUUUUUUAUUUAACAAAAUUGAUUCCAGCAAUUUUGACCCAAGAAUGAAUCAGAAAACCAAUCGUUUUCUUUUACUGAGAGGUUGGAAAUAUUUCUUGCUUAUAUUUAAUUUCAUCACAGUCAGAAAAUAAUGUUUUUUUUAUAUUUGUAUUGGGCCUAUAAUGAUUUAUUUAAUGUUUAAUUUCACGAAUAUAGGCCAAAUGUUUCCUCUUACAUAAAUUUCAGUGUUUCCUUUUUUCUGUUUUCUUAUUUUACAUCAAUGAGGCAAGACCCUCGCUUUUUAUCUUUUCUUUUUCAUCCCACAAAACGCACAAUAUAGGUACUUGAAGGAAGCGUUAUUUGCAUAAACACUCGUAGAACUUUCUUUGCAAAAAAAAAAAAAA
This is a messenger RNA of Cyprinodon variegatus (sheepshead minnow), 1414 nucleotides long. RefSeq names its product homeobox D4 (gene hoxd4a). Gene Ontology annotation, biological process: anterior/posterior pattern specification; embryonic skeletal system morphogenesis; regulation of transcription by RNA polymerase II. NCBI's taxonomy places the organism in Eukaryota, Metazoa, Chordata, Actinopteri, Cyprinodontiformes, Cyprinodontidae. The coding region runs from base 236 to 934 and encodes 232 amino acids. Gene Ontology annotation, molecular function: DNA-binding transcription factor activity, RNA polymerase II-specific; RNA polymerase II cis-regulatory region sequence-specific DNA binding. The transcript is spliced from 2 exons. Gene Ontology annotation, cellular component: nucleus. The record is from RefSeq and is a predicted model, not a curated record.